Messenger RNA from Lactuca virosa, 1854 nucleotides. Lineage: Eukaryota; Viridiplantae; Streptophyta; Magnoliopsida; Asterales; Asteraceae. The record is from the annotation of a GenBank genome assembly.
AUGGUCGUUUUAUUGGAGAUGUGGGUACUUGUCAUUAUUGUUGCACUUUCUCUUCAAAGUCAGGUUCUUUUGAGUUCACAGAAUCUGACAUGCAAUUCUGAUGAUGUGAAAGGAUUAAGGGGUUUCAUGAAUGGACUGGAAUCGCCAAUUGAUGGGUGGUGGCCAAAAGUUUCAUCAUCUUUUUCAUCUUCCAGUUGCUGCAACUGGAUCGGUAUCAAUUGUAAUUCCACUUCUGGUAGGAUUGUUAGAUUAAAACUCCCGAAUCACAUAUUGACGGGGAGUGUCUCCGAUUCAUUUUCUAAUUUGAAUCAUCUCCGGACACUGAAUCUUUCACACAAUUUUCUUAAAGGCCCUCUUCCCGUUUCCUUAUUUCGUCUCCCCCAUUUGGAAGUAGUUGAUUUAAGUGAUAAUAGAUUCAAUGGGGUUUUACCACCUAACAUAAACCUGCCUUCACUUCAAGUAUUAGACAUAUCUGAUAAUGCCUUUGGGGAUUCACUUCCAUCCGGUUUAUGUGUUAACUCCACCAGAAUUCAUGUUCUUAUAUUUGCUGCGAAUUACUUCAAUGGAACUAUUCCGCUUGAAUUUGGGAAUUGCAAUUUCCUUGAACAUCUGGACGUGGCUUCCAAUUAUCUUUCAGGCGUCAUACCCAAGUUCUUAUUCACGUUACCUAAGUUGGUGGAAUUGGCACUACAUGAUAACAGGUUCACCGACAUCGAGGGAAUUGGUAAUUCCUCUAGUCAUCUGGUUCGCUUGGAUAUUUCAUCCAACAGGUUCUCAAGAAAUAUACCCGAUUUCUUCCAUAGUUUUCCGAAUUUAAGUUAUUUCUCAGCUCAUUCCAACAAUCUGUUUGGUGGGAUACCUCCAUCAUUGUCACAUUCACACUCCAUUUCUUCCCUCAGCUUGAGAAACAAUUCUUUGGAUGGUAAAAUCAAUUUCAAUUGCUCCGCCAUGGUUAACCUUACCUCACUUGAUCUGGCUUCUAAUAGCUUUUCGGGUACAAUACCUGAUACUCUUGCAUCUUGCCAAAAGUUAAAAGCUUUAAAUCUUGCCAGGAAUCCCAAACUCAAAGGCCAAAUCCCACAAACUUUCAAGAAUCUCCCUUCUCUUUCUUACCUUUCACUUUCCAAUUGUAGCCUCAAUAACCUGUCAACAGCUCUUAAAGUUCUCCAGCACUGCCCCAAUCUAACUGUUUUGGUUCUUACUAUGAACUUCUAUAAUGAACAGCUGCCACCUGAUGAUGAUCUACAGUUCAAAUCACUCAAAGCUCUUGUGAUUGCCAAUUCCAAUCUCACUGGUAGCAUUCCACCAUGGCUAAAGGGUUUAACGCAGUUACAGUUGCUGGAUUUUUCUUGGAACCACAUGACAGGAUCGAUCCCGGGGUAUUUGGGUAAUUUUAAGUCUCUCUUUUACUUGGACCUAUCCAACAAUUCCUUUUCAGGAGAGAUACCCAAGAAUCUAACACGAUUAGAAAGCCUGAUUUCAAGAGAUAUAUCAUUAAAGGAUCCGUCACCAAGUUUCCCGUUUUUUAAAAUACGGAACAUGAGCGCCAGAGGAUCAAUAGCCCAGUACAAUCAGAUCAUGAGAUUUCCACCGCUUUUAGACCUCAGUUACAACCUUCUCACGGGUCCAAUCUGGCGGGAGUUUGGGAACUUAAAAAAGCUACAUGUUUUGGAUCUGAAACACAACAAUUUAUCAGGUACGAUUCCCGGUUCUUUAUCAGGUAUGAGGAGCAUAGAGACGCUGGAUCUUUCUUUUAACAGUCUCACAGGAACAAUCCCUACGUCUCUGGUCAAUUUCCAACAUUUACAAACUCCACCUUUGAAGGAAACUCUGGUUUAUGUGGCGAUUUUUUAA